Messenger RNA from Octopus sinensis (East Asian common octopus), 498 nucleotides. RefSeq lists its product as uncharacterized. The record is from RefSeq and is a predicted model, not a curated record. The transcript is spliced from 3 exons. NCBI's taxonomy places the organism in Eukaryota, Metazoa, Mollusca, Cephalopoda, Octopoda, Octopodidae. Gene Ontology annotation, biological process: proteolysis. The coding region runs from base 1 to 498 and encodes 165 amino acids. Gene Ontology annotation, molecular function: cysteine-type endopeptidase activity.
AUGAAAACAUCCGUUUGGGAUUUGAAAUCGAAAGAUGUGUAUGUCAUCAACUCGCAUCCUUGUGGGCUGUGUCUUAUUAUAGAAAACAUUGAUUUUGAUUCCCUCCCUCGCAGGGAUGGGUCGGAGCGGGACAGUCGACUUUGCAAGGAACUCUUCUCUUCCUUAGGCUUCCUCGUUAAUCAACACACUAACCUAACCACACAAAAUCAAAACGGGUGCGAAGGCAGACAUGUUUAUAGCCAUUGCGUCCAUUCCUGGUCUAUCACUGUUAACACAAAUAUAGGUUAUGUAUCUGUGCGGGAUGUGGAAAGGGGCAGUUGGUUCGUCAACGGCAUAGUGUAUGUGCUAAUGAAAUAUUCCUGGCGAGAUGAUUUGCUGACUUUAUUCACGCGAGUCAAUCACCUUAUUGGGGACCAGGUCACCACUGAUGGUGUCUCUCAGACUCCCACUUUUAUGACUACCAUGAAAAAACGGUUCUAUUUUAAUUCUCCCGGAUGA